CAAUCUCAGACCCUUUCAGAUUGAACUUCCCUCCAGACUGGAUGUGGAUCGGCCCGUCAUGGACCUCGAUCUUCACCUGCCUUUUCUGUGUUUCAAACCCAACAGAUCCUGCAGAUCAUCAGCAGUAUCCUGAUGGAGCAGAGGGUGGUGUUUCUGUCCACAGACUGGGCCAGACUCACACUAUUCGCUGAAUGCUUCAUGAUCUUCAUUCACCCGCUGCGCUGGCAGCAUCCGUUCGUACCCGUCCUGUCUCGCCAGAUGCUGGACUUCAUCAUGGCCCCCACGGCCUUCCUGAUGGGCUGCCACACGGCCCACUUCAAGGAGGUCGCAGAGGAGUUGGAUGAUCUGGUUGUUAUAGAUCUUGACCAAGGAACCGUGUUGUCUUCGAUUUCAAACAGACUUGAGCUUCCAGAUGUGCCACUGACAGCCAGAGAUUGUUUUAUAUUUCGGUAAGAGACUUCUGUGUCACUUUGC
Molecule: messenger RNA, 474 nt
Organism: Carassius auratus (goldfish)
Lineage: Eukaryota; Metazoa; Chordata; Actinopteri; Cypriniformes; Cyprinidae
Product: DENN domain-containing protein 3-like
Exons: 3
Coding region: 133-453 (106 amino acids)
Biological process (GO): regulation of Rab protein signal transduction
Cellular component (GO): cytoplasmic vesicle
Source: RefSeq, a predicted model, not a curated record